AUGCUUAAAUCUACAAACAAACAAGAUCAUACUUUCAGAGAUGUUGUCUUUGAUGAGAUUGCAUUCCCUUAUGCCAAUCUGUUUCAAUCUCAAGACUCUACAUCUGCAACUUUAUCUAGUAUGUCCAUUGUACCUUCACAAGUUACUACCUCAGCACCAACUAUUUCUAAUGAAGUAACUGUUCCAGUCAGUUCUGAGAAGAAUAUCUUCACAAAGUUACCUCCAUUAACUGCAUCACCUCCUUCAUUUACAGCUAAUGCUCAUCCUAUGCAAAUGAGAGGUUACUCUGACACUGUGUUUCCUCAUCAUGUCUGCAAACUUCAAAAGGCUCUUUAUGUCCUCAAACAAGCACCUAGAGCUUGGUUUGAAAGGCUAAGAAAAUUCUUGCUUCAAAGUGGUUUUCAAUCCUCAAAGAGUGACACUUCAUUAUUUUACAGAGUCACUGCUUCAACCACAAUCUAUAUUCUUAUCUAUGUGGAUGAUAUCUUGAUCACUGUCAAUUGUCCUUUUACUAUUCAUUCUUUGAUUACAUCCAUGAACAAUGAAUUUGCUAUCAAGGAUUUGGGGGAGCUUCAUUUCUUCUUGGGCAUUCAACAUACUCAUACUUCAGAUGGUAUUCAUCUUAGUCAAACUCAGUACAUCUCUAAUUUACUCUCUAAAACUAAGAUGAGUGUUUGCAAGCCUAGUGACACACCUUAUUCAAAACCUCAACCAGCUGAGCACUCUCCUUUAUUUGAAGAUGCCGUUUUGUAUAGAAGCACUGUUGGAGCUCUUCAAUAUGCUAGAAUUACAAGACCUGACAUAGCCUUUGCUGUUAAAAAAUCUUGUCAGUAUAUGCAUGCUCCUACAGAAGCUCAUUGGUGUGCUGUGAAGAGAAUUCUCAGAUAUCUCCAAGGUACCUUGUCUUUUGGUCUGCAGUUUAGAAAGUCUUCUUCUCUACAACUCCAAGCAUACUCUGAUGCUGAUUGGGAUGGAGAUACAUAUGACGGAAGAUCUACCAGUGGAAUGGCCAUAUUUUUGGGACCUAACUUAAUAUCCCGGUAUUCUAGAAAGCAGAAAACAGUGUGA
Papaver somniferum (opium poppy) is the source of this 1068-nucleotide messenger RNA. RefSeq lists its product as uncharacterized. Bases 1 to 1068 code for a protein of 355 amino acids. The record is from RefSeq and is a predicted model, not a curated record. NCBI's taxonomy places the organism in Eukaryota, Viridiplantae, Streptophyta, Magnoliopsida, Ranunculales, Papaveraceae. The transcript is spliced from 2 exons.